AGGAAUAACAACACUGAGGAUGCCGCUGCUGGUGCUUUGAAAGUCCUCAAUUUUCAUUUUCGGAAAGCAACAGAUAACAAUGACUUCUUUUAUUAAAGAAACACAAAGCAUAAAGGAAGCGGUGACUUUCAUCAAUGCGAUUGAUGUGAACAAGUUCUCCAGGCUGAUCUCACGCAUCAUACAAAAGCUUCAUCUGAAGGGAGAGCGGACAUUCAGUGAAGAGGAGGAGGAAAAACUUCAGGCUGCUCUCUCAUUGGAUAAACAGGCUCUCAAUCUUGUCCUGGAAACUGCUGCCUUUAUUCUAGAGCAGGCGGUGUAUCAUAAUGUAAAGCCGAUCUCUCUGCAGCAACAGCUGGAGGCGGUCAAUCUAAACGCAGACAAAGCUGAGGUGUUCUCUCAAACCUGGACCGCCGCCGGACCUGAGCUGGUGGAGAGGCUAAAGCAUAAUACCUUUGCCCCAAAGAAGCUCGAGUAUGUCGGCUGGCAAUUGAACCUGCAGAUGGCCCAGUCCAGCCAAGCCAGAUUGAAGUCUCCCAGUGCUGUCCUCCAACUGGGACUCCGCAAUGAAGACUCUGAGGUUCAGGAAAAUGUCUUCGCUGAGUUUGACCACCAGCAGCUGCUUGACUUCUACAACAAGCUUGAAAUCGUGCAAGGCCAGUUGGAUUCCCUGACUUGAUGCCUGGUGCUCUUUGUACAUCCACAAACAACACACUCUUUCUGUCUCUCCUGCUCUCUCUCUCUCACUCUCUCACUCACUCACUCACUCACUCACUCACUCACACACACACA
Molecule: messenger RNA, 789 nt
Organism: Plectropomus leopardus (leopard coralgrouper)
Lineage: Eukaryota; Metazoa; Chordata; Actinopteri; Perciformes; Serranidae
Gene: commd10
Product: COMM domain containing 10
Source: RefSeq, a predicted model, not a curated record